Molecule: messenger RNA, 12988 nt
Organism: Mobula hypostoma (lesser devil ray)
Lineage: Eukaryota; Metazoa; Chordata; Chondrichthyes; Myliobatiformes; Myliobatidae
Gene: itpr2
Product: inositol 1,4,5-trisphosphate receptor, type 2
Exons: 57
Coding region: 411-8516 (2701 amino acids)
Biological process (GO): calcium ion transmembrane transport
Cellular component (GO): endoplasmic reticulum; membrane
Molecular function (GO): inositol 1,4,5-trisphosphate-gated calcium channel activity; inositol 1,4,5 trisphosphate binding
Source: RefSeq, a predicted model, not a curated record
GCGCUUGUGAAUAAGUGUAUGCAUGUGUGUGAGAGAGAGCUUCACACGCGGUCAGUUUGCGGAAGUGGAGGUAUCGGGAGCAGAUUACAGGCAGAGAGUGUGCCACCCCUGACAUUCCUGCACACUUCCGCGUUGCUGCAGCGCUGUCGUUCUGUAUGUGUGUGUGUGUGUGUAUGUGUGUGUGUGUGUGUGUCUGUGUGCGUGUGUGUGUGUGUGUGUGUGUGUGUGUGUGCGCGGGGUGUGAGAGAGGGAGGGAGAGUGAGUGACUCUUCACCCUGAGUCGGCCGCCUCUCUCCGGGAGUGUGUGGAGAGCCGCGGGACGGGAAAGGCCGGUUACUUGCAGCCACUUCUCACCUCCCCGGAGUCUGUGAGCCCCCUCCUGCCCGGACUGCACCCUAUACCAUGAGAAGAUGGAGAAGAUGUCCAGCUUCCUCCACAUCGGGGACAUCGUGUCUCUUUACGCCGAGGGAACUGUCAAUGGCUUCAUCAGCACGCUGGGGUUAGUGGAUGAUAGAUGUGUGGUGCAGCCAGAAGCCGGAGACCUGACCAAUCCGCCAAAGAAAUUCCGAGACUGCCUUUUCAAGAUAUGCCCUAUGAACCGUUAUUCAGCGCAGAAACAGUUCUGGAAAGCGAAACAGUCAAAGCAAGGGAACACCGAAGCUGCGUUGCUGAAGAAGUUGCAGCAAGCAGCCGAGCUGGAACAGAAGCAGAAUGAGAUAGAGAAGAAGAAACUGCUGGGAGAGGUUGUGAAGUACAGCAACGUCAUUCAGUUGCUGCACAUUAAGAGUAACAAGUACCUCACUGUCAACAAAAGACUGCCAGCGCUCCUGGAAAAGAAUGCAAUGAGGGUGUCCUUAGACCACGCGGGAAACGAAGGCUCCUGGUUCUACAUUCAGCCCUUCUGGAAGCUGAGGAGUGAAGGUGACAAUGUGGUUGUGGGAGAUAAAGUGGUGUUGAACCCUGUCAAUGCCGGACAGCCGCUGCACGCGAGCUGUCACGAGUUGCUGGACAACCCAGGCUGUAAAGAGGUGAACGCUGUGAACUGCAACACAAGCUGGAAGAUUGCGCUCUUCAUGAAGCAUAGUGAUUACCGGGAAGAUGUCCUUAAAGGGGGAGACGUGGUAAGGCUCUUCCACGCUGAGCAGGAGAAGUUCCUCACCUGCGAUGAGUACAAGAAGCAGCAGCACAUCUUCCUGAGGACCACCCUGCGCCAGUCCGCCACCUCGGCUACAAGCUCCAAGGCACUCUGGGAAAUUGAGGUGGUGCAUCAUGACCCUUGUCGAGGGGGCGCGGGUCACUGGAACAGCCUUUUCCGAUUCAAGCAUCUGGCGACAGGAAACUACCUGGCUGCAGAGAUUAAUCCAGAUUACCGAAAUGACCAGUUGGAAUCAAAGGGAAUGAGCGAGGGGGACAUGUUACCGAUUAAAAACAAGCGUCAGAUGGUGGAGAAGAUCAUUUACACCCUGGUGUCGGUGCCCCAUGGAAACGAUAUCGCAUCCCUUUUUGAGCUUGACACCACCACUCUUCAGAGAGCUGACUCACUGGUGCCCAGGAACUCAUACGUGAGAUUAAGGCAUCUCUGCACCAACACGUGGGUGACCAGCACCAACAUCCCCAUCGAUGUUGAAGAGGAACGGCCAGUGAUGCUGAAGAUUGGAACCUGUCCGACCAAGGAAGACAAGGAGGCAUUUGCCAUUGUCUCUGUGCCACUCUCGGAAGUCCGGGACUUGGAUUUUGCCAACGAUGCCAGUAAAGUUCUUUUAGCAAUUGUCCAGAGGUUAGAGAGUGGUGCCAUCACUCAGAAUGAAAGAAGGUUUGUGACAAAACUCCUGGAAGACCUGGUUUUCUUUGUUGCGGAUGUGGCCAGUAAUGGCCAGGAAGUCCUGGAUGUGGUUAUCACAAAACCAAACAGGGAGAGGCAGAAGUUAAUGAGAGAGCAAAAUAUCUUGAAGCAGAUCUUCGGAAUAUUGAAGGUUCCAUUCGUGGAUAAAGGAGAAGGGCCAAUGCUGAGACUGGAAGACCUGGGGGACCAGAGAUAUGCUCCGUACCGAUACAUCCUGCGUCUCUGUUACCGCGUUCUUCGGCACUCACAGCAGGACUACAGGAAGAACCAGGAAUACAUUGCUAAGAUGUUUGGCAUUAUGCAGUCCCAAAUUGGAUACGAUGUGCUGGCGGAAGACACAAUCACUGCCCUGCUCCACAACAACAGGAAACUGCUGGAGAAGCAUAUCACUGCCAAGGAAAUUGAGACGUUCGUCAAUUUGCUGCGAAGGAACAGGGAGCCAAGGUUUCUGGAUUACUUGUCAGACCUCUGUGUUUCCAACAAUAUUGCCAUCCCUGUCACCCAAGAGCUCAUUUGCAAAUUUAUGUUGAACUCAUCCAACGCUGACAUUCUCAUUCAAACAAAGCUGCUGUCGAAUCGUGGGGAUUUCAGCAUUGAGAGCUCUCUGCUUGAGGAGGAUGGUGAAGACGAUGAGGUCUGGUUGUACUGGAUAGACGGAGACAGGGAACCUCACGGCAAGUCUAUCCGUCAGCUUGCUCAGGAAGCAAAGGAGGGCAACAAAGAAGAAAAUGACAUUUUAACCUACUACAGGUACCAGUUGAACCUUUUCGCCAGAAUGUGCCUCGACCGUCAGUACCUGGCUAUUGACCAGAUCUCGACUCAGCUGGGGGUGGACCUCAUCCUGCGCUGCAUGUCGGACGAGGAGCUGCCCUACGACCUGCGUGCGUCCUUCUGCCGACUGAUGCUGCACAUGCAUGUGGACCGGGACCCUCAGGAGUCCGUCACCCCCGUGAAGUACGCCCGGCUGUGGGCAGAAAUCCCCACCAAAAUCACCAUUCACGAGUACGACUCAGUCACAGACAUGUCCCGUGAUGACAAAAAGAACAAGUUUGCUCUCACGAUGGACUUUGUGGAGGAGUACCUGAAGGACGUGGUAACCCAGCCAUUUCCUUUUGGAGACAAGGAAAAAAUCAAGCUCACGUUCGAGGUGGUGAAUUUGGCUCGGAACUUAAUAUACUUUGGGUUCUACAGCUUUAGUGAGCUUCUGAGGCUAACAAGAACAUUGCUGGCCAUUCUAGACUGUGUUCAGAAUUCCACAGCCUCGUACUUGGAAAGAUUAAGCAAGUUUCAAGAUGGGGGGAACAACGUGAUCAGGACAAUCCACGGUGUGGGAGAGAUGAUGACACAGAUGGUCCUGAGCCGUGGGUCUCUCUUACCUGGAAUUCUGGGAGAGGGGCACGACACCCACACCAGGAGUGGGCAGGCGAAACAAGUGCAAACCUCCGAAAAUGAGGACGUGACCGUUAUGGACACAAAGUUGAAAAUAAUCGAGAUAUUGCAGUUCAUUCUUAGUGUCAGACUGGACUACCGCAUCUCCUACAUGCUGUCCAUCUACAAGAAGGAAUUUGGAGAGAGUACUUCUUCUGACUCCUUGACAAGCCCACCAACAGAGACCACAGUGCCAGACCUGGAGGCGAUCGGAGAGCAGGCAGAGACAAUGUUUGCAGGAAGUCAGGAGAGGAACUCGGUGGAGCUGGAUGAUGAAGGGGGGCGGACAUUCUUGCGAGUCCUCGUCCACCUGAUCAUGCACGACUAUCCCCCUCUCGUGUCCGGCGCCCUACAAUUGCUCUUCAAGCAUUUUAGCCAAAGAGCAGAGCUCCUCCAGGCUUUCAAGCAGGUCCAGUUACUUGUCUCUUCCCAGGAUGUGGAUAACUACAAGCAGAUCAAAGCUGACUUGGACUUGCUACGCCUAACAGUGGAAAAAUCCGAGUUAUGGGUGGAAAAGAAAGGGAAUUAUAGCGGCAGUGAGAACCAGGCUGAAGGAGCAGAUGAUGUGAAGGCCGAGGAUCCGGGAAUUCUGAGUCCUGUACAAGACGGCAUCAAAAAGCCACAAAUAGACAGCAACAGCAGCAAUAACUACAAGAUUGUGAAGGAGAUCCUGCUGCGUCUCAGUAAGCUGUGUGUACAGAGUGCGCGGAGGAGCCGCAGUCAGCAGCAACGCCUCCUGAAGAACAUGGGAGCUCACACCGCCGUGCUGGACCUCCUUCAGAUCCCGUACGAGAAGACAGAUGCCAAGAUGAACGAAAUCAUGAAUCUGGCCCAUGGAUUUGUGCAGAAUUUCUGUGCAGGAAAUCCACAGAACCAGGCCCUCCUCCAUAAACACCUCAACUUGUUCCUCACUCCUGGUCUCCUGGAAGCAGAAACAAUGCGGCACAUUUUUCUGAACAACUACCACCUGUGCAACGAGAUCAAUGAGAGGGUCAUCCAGCACUUUGUACACUGCAUCGAGACACACGGCCGGCAUGUGCUGUACCUGAAGUUCCUGCAGACCAUCGUAAAAGCCGAUGGGAAAUACGUGAAGAAGUGCCAGGAUAUGGUGAUGACCGAGCUGGCCAAUGGAGGAGAAGACGUGCUGGUCUUCUACAACGACAGGGCUUCCUUUCCUCUCCUGUUGCAAAUGAUGUCAUCGGAACAGGAGCGUUGCGAUGAAAAUGGAGCGCUGAAUUACCACGUUACUCUGGUUGAGCUACUGGCUACUUGCACGGAGGGGAAGAAUGUGUACACUGAGAUCAAGUGCAACUCCCUGCUGCCUCUGGAUGACAUCGUGAGAGUGGUGACCCAUGAUGACUGCAUACCUGAGGUGAAGACAGCAUACGUUAACUUUGUGAACCAUUGCUAUGUGGACACAGAGGUGGAGAUGAAAGAGAUUUACACAAGUAACCACAUUUGGAAGCUGUUUGAAAAUUUUAUUGUUGAUAUGAAUCGGGUUUGCAACUCCACAACGGACAGGAGGCAUGCAGAUACUGCGCUGGAGAAGUAUGUGACAGAGGCGGUGAUGAACAUAGUCAGCGGGUUCUUCAGCUCCCCGUUCUCUGACAAUAGCACAAGUCUACAGACACACCAGCCAAUAUUUAUCCAACUGCUCCAGUCUGCCUUUAGAAUUUACAACUGCUCCUGGCCAACUCCAUCUCAGAAGUCUUCAGUGGAGUCUUGCAUCAAAACUCUGGCUGAAGUUGCCAAGAGCCGAGCUAUAGCAAUCCCUGUAGAUCUGGACAGUCAAGUGAACGCCCUGUUUUUGAAGACCCACACCAACAUGGUCCAGAGAGCAGUGAUAGGCUGGCGAAUGUCCACUCGUAGUGCACCCCGUUACAAGGACCUGAGUGGGGGGCCCUGCUUGGACUACAGGAGCAUCAUAGAGAAGUUGCAGGAUAUAGUGUCCACACUGGAACAACAGUUCCAGCUCAUGGUGCAUGCCGAAUUUUCAGUGCUGGUCGAUGUUCUCCACAGUCCAGAGCUGCUUUUUCCGGAAGGAAGUGACGCGCAGAUACGAUGUGAAAGUGGGGCCUUCAUGAGCAAAUUAAUUAAUCAUUCUAAGAAGCUGAUGGAUAAAGAAGAGAAACUCUGCAUUAAAAUUCUUCAAACACUGAGAGAAAUGCUGAAUAGGAAGGACAAUUUUGGGGAAAAGGGCACCGUUUUGAGGAAGAUUCUUCUGCUCCGUUACUUUGGGAACCACCGUAGCAUCUACAGAGGGGACGGACACGGCAGUGGUGUUAAUGCUCCACUGACCGCUGGGAGCUUCUCCAAGGCGGGACAAGUCGGAGGCAGCUCCUCAUCGGAUUCAGACAAGGGUGGGAUUUCUGUCUACGACAUUCAGUGCCACCUGGACAGUGAAGGGGCGUCUGAGCUGGUCACUGACCUCAUCACAAACACAAAGAACAGCAGGAUCUUUGAAGAAAGUAUUAUGCUUGGCAUUGCCUUGUUAGAGGGAGGAAACACCCAGACCCAGAACUCAUUUCACCAUCAGCUGAACGAGCUGAAGAAAUCUGAGAAAUUCUUCAAGGUGUUCUACGAUCGAAUGCAGGUGGCCCAGCAAGAGAUAAAGGCCACAGUAUCAGUCAACACUAAUGACCUGAGCAGUAAGAAGAAGGACGAUGACUCAGACGUGGCAGCACCCAUCAACAGGAAAAGAGCACGGGACUCAACAGUUCACCUGAAGGAUGGAGUGAAAGGACAGUUGGUGGAGGCUUCCGCUGCCACGUGUAAAGCCUACUACAUGUAUAGGAGAGAGAUGGACCCCGAGGGUGACCUCGUCCCCAUGGGAAAUGACUGCCUUGGACUGGAGGAGAAAUCUGGAGAUGAGGAGGUUAUGAGCCCUCUAAUCACUAUAAUGGAGCCAAUCCUAAGGUUCCUUCAGCUGCUAUGUGAGAAUCACAACCUCGAGCUGCAGAACUUCCUUCGGCACCAAAACAACAAAACGAAUUACAACCUGGUGUGUGAGACACUUCAGUUUAUGGAUUGUAUCUGUGGCAGCACCACUGGUGGUCUUGGACUGUUGGGACUCUACAUCAACAAAAAGAACGUCUCCCUCAUUAACCAAACACUGGAAACAUUGACUGAAUAUUGCCAGGGGCCUUGUCACGAGAAUCAGACCUGCAUUACCACCCAUGAAUGCAAUGGAAUUGACAUCAUUAUUGCAUUGAUCCUCAAUGACAUUAACCCUCUUGGAAAGUACCACAUUGACCUGGUCUUGAAACUAAAGAACAAUGCUUCUAAACUUUUACUCUCGAUAAUGGAAAGCAGACAUGACAGUGAGAAUGCAGAACGAAUUCUGUACAACAUGCGCCCAAAGGAACUGGUUGAUGUGAUAAAGAAUGCCUACAGUCAAGGUGUGGAGGUUAACGAUGAUGACACGUCAGACGAUUAUAUCUCUCCAAAGGAUGUUGGUCAUAAUAUUUAUAUCUUGGCUCACCAGCUAUCACAGCAUAACAAGCUACUACAACAGAAGCUUAAACCUGGGUCGGAUCCACAAGACGAGGGUAGUGAAGCUUUAACAUAUUACGCCAGUCGCACUGCACAGAUUGAGAUUGUGCGCCACGACCGAACCAUGGAGCAAAUUGUCUUCCCCGUGCCGAGCAUUUGUGGGUAUCUCACGCACGAGUCAAAAUGGAAGGUGUUCAACACCACUGAGAGGGACGAGCAGGGCAGCAAAGUGAACGAUUUCUUCCAGCAUGCUGAGGAUCUCUACAAUGAGAUGAUUUGGCAAAAGAAGAUCAAAAAUAAUCCAGGCUUGUUUUGGUUCUCGAAAAACAUGUCGCUAUGGGGAAAUAUUUCAUUUAAUUUUGCAGUAUUUAUCAACUUGGCUGUCGCACUUUUCUAUCCAUUUGGAGAUGACGGUGAUGAGGGUACCAUCUCACCCCUGUUUUCGCUGCUGCUCUGGGUAGUGGUCAUAGUUUGCACUGUCUUGCUUAUCCUCAUUCCAAAACCUCAUGGAAUAAGACUAUUUACUGUGUCAGUAAUGUUCCGGUUUAUAUACACAAUCGGGCUGGCACCAACACUGAUACUCUUGGGUGCUCUCAACCUGUGCAAUAAAAUCGUGUUCUUGGUCAGUUUUGUUGGGAAUCGUGGAACGUUCACCCGUGGUUAUAAAGCAGUGGUCAUGGAUGUAGAGUUUUUAUACCACGUGCUCUAUGUUGUUGUCUGCAUGUUGGGUCUCUUUGUUCAUGAGUUUUUCUACAGUUUCCUGCUGUUUGACUUGAUCCACAGGCAAGAAACAUUGCUUAAUGUCAUACAAAGUGUCACACGCAAUGGUCGAUCCAUCAUCCUGACAGCGGCUCUGGCUCUCAUCCUUGUCUACCUCUUCUCCAUUGUGGGAUUCCUCUUUCUGCAAGAUGACUUCAUCAUGGAGGUUGACCGACUGAUGAAGAACAAGACCUCUCUGUCAGAUCAAGGAAACAGAUACAGCUCAUCUUGGAACAGCAAGGAGCAAGUGUGUCGGGAGAACUGUUCUCUUCUGUCUGUUGCGCCUACAGAGGACCAAGAUGACACCAUGCUAGAACAAAGCUGUGACACGCUGCUAAGGUGCAUCGUUACAGUAUUAAACCAGGGGUUGCGGAAUGGAGGUGGCGUGGGUGACGUGUUGAGGAAGCCUUCAAAGAACGAACCUUUGUUUUUUGCACGUGUCGUCUAUGAUCUCCUGUUCUUCUUCAUUGUCAUCAUCAUCGUCCUGAACCUGAUCUUCGGGGUCAUCAUUGACACAUUCGCCGAUCUGAGAAGUGAGAAACAGAAGAAGGAGGAGAUCCUGAAAACAACUUGCUUUAUCUGUGGGCUCGAAAGAGACAAGUUUGACAACAAGACGGUGUCCUUUGAAGAGCACAUCAAGUUUGAACAUAAUAUGUGGCACUAUUUAUACUUCAUUGUCUUAAUCAAGGUCAAGGACCCAACUGAAUACACAGGACCAGAAAGUUACGUCGCACAGAUGAUAAAGGAGAAGAACUUGGACUGGUUCCCUCGGAUGCGUGCCAUAUCUUUGGUCAGUAAUGAAAGUGAUAGUGAGCAGAAUGAAAUCAGAUGUUUGCAAGAUAAAUUAGAAUCAACCAUGUUUCUAGUGGAACAACUGUCAAAUCAACUUUCAGAACUGAAAGAACAGAUGACGGAGCAAAGGAAGAACAAACAGCGUCUGGGAUUUCUCGGAUCCAACACACCUCACGUGAACCAUCAUGAGACAGCUCACUGAAGACUUUCUGAAUUCAGGACCUAUUUAAACAGGAUUGUAAUGAUUUUUGACAUCAUAUUUGGAAUCAAAUGCCUUAAUAACUGGAUGAAAGCCAUUGAGACGGACUCACAAAUGGCCAGAGACCUGCUCUCAUAUCCACCCUAGGGGUGUCCAUUAUACAGCCACUCUGUAACUCAGCCUGCAUUCUAUAAUCUUCAUGCAAUGUGUGUCCACAAUGAACACAUCGGUGACUGAUGGCUGACUACAAGACAGUGACUGAUUAUUUUUAACUUGAUUCAUUCACUUAGGGGGUGGUGGUGUAAGUAUUAGAUUUCCAAUCCCCGAGAACGUGGUGGGAAUGGACAUCCUCUUGCUUCAGCCGCUGCAGUCAAAGUACACGUUGAAGCUCGGGUGGUGCCUCUCAUCUUUGUGGGCAGGCGGUGUCACGGAUGUGAGAGGGGCCACUAAUUUGCCGGAGUGUACCCCUUAGAUUGUAUAUCCUGCAAGUGUCCCCACAACUCCAGGCUAUGUUGAGAGUUGUCCAUUGAGGAUUGUUCCUGCUUCAGCCUUCAGUCCAGCGGAGAGUGGUGCUUAUGCCCUUUACUUCAACUUGGAGAUGAUACAGCCACAGAAACCCCAACUCCUGAUCUCCAUUGUAGCCCCAGUAUGUGAUUGCCCUAAUUAGUGGUAAACACCAGUAAUAAUUAGAUAGAGUCAUAGAGCACUACAGCACAGAAACAGGCUCUUCGGCCCAUCCUGUCCAUGCUGAUAUUCUCUUGUUGGAGAUGGUUACGGUCUAUUCCCAUGUGGCGCAGAGCUUCUUGUCUGGUGUGGUUUGAAGGUCGCCAAAGACUUCUGACCCAGACUCAGGUCUUGUGCACUCAUCCAUGGCUUGCCCCAUUCCUGCAGUUUUUCCACCCACCAGCCGAAAAUGGGAGAUCAAGGUCCAGCAGGGAUGUCCAAGGGCUGCAAUGACUGGCCUUUACUUCCAUUACACUGGGUCCAACAAUACCAUAAUGGCUCCACCUUGAUCCACUUGGUCAUAUGCUGCUUUGAUGUCAAGGCUGGUCAUUCACACCUCACCACUGGAAUUUGCUUCAUCUGCCCAAUUCUGUAAUGUAGUCUUUGAGCGGAGGCCCACUUCUGAAACCCAGCUGAGCAUCAGAGAGUCAUUAGCCGAUAGGUCUGGUUCAGCAGCACUUCCCAUUACUUUACUGAUGAGUGGUUAUUGGCCAGGUUAGGUUUACCCAACUCUACAUCGAUAUACAUUGGUGGUUUUAUCUGUUGUUGGGUAGGUGAUGUGCUUCUAGUUCUAAUGAAAUAGCUCAGCUCAGCAGAGGAUAUAAUAAACAAUGAGCCGUGAAUACAACCAGGAUCAACAAAUAGUCAGCUGAAGGAAGCCAGCGGGUUGAGUAGCUUCUGUUGGGAGGGUAGGAGCUAUUGACAUUUCAUACAACAUAAAACAUUAUAGCAUAGUACUGGCCCUUUGGCCCACAAUGUGGUGCUGACCUUAAAACCUACUUUAAAAUCAAUCUAACCCUUCCCUCCAACAUAACCCUCCAUUGUUCUAUCAUCCAUGUGCCUAUCAAAGAGCUUCUUAAAUGUCCCUAAUGUGCCUGCCUCUACCACCACACACCCAGCAAUCUCUGUGUAAGAAACUUACCUAUAACAUCCCCUUUAUAUUUCCUCCAGUAAUCUUUACAUUAUUCCCCCGGUACUAGCCAUUUCUGCCCUGGGGAAAGAGUCGCUGCUAUCCACUCAAUCUAUGCCUCUUACCAUCUCGUACACCUCUAUCAAGUCACCUCUCAUCCUCCUUCUCUCCAAAGAGAAAAGCCUCAGCUUGCUCAACCUUUCCUCAUAAGACAUGCUCUCUAAUCCAGUCAGCAUCCUGGUAAAUCUUCUCUGCAUACUCUCUAAAGCUUCCACAUCCUACCUGUAAUGAGGCAACCAGAACUGAACACAACAUUCAAGUAUGGUCCAACCAGGGUUUUAUGGAGCUGGAAAAUUACUUUAAGGCUUCGAGUUGAAACCCUGCAUAGUUAAUUCCCUUCCUCAACCCACAAAGUUCCUCCAGCAGAUUAUUUAUUGCUCCAGAUCUGCAGUUGAAUCAGGAGUUGUUGAACCCCACCCUCCACCGCUCCUCCAUAGCCUUUGCUGUGUUUGAUGUCCUUGGCCAUUUCCUUAUGCCACAAGGACAAAACCAAAUGGGCUGAAGUCUGGAUUUAGUAAUGCUAGACAGAGGCUGAGAUGGAAUCACUACUUUAGAAGAUGUUUGCAAAUACUUUGGGGAAAGCUGCGCAGCUGGUGGAGUCACAUCCUGGGUCAAUCCCAACCUCUGGUGCUGCCUGUAUGGAGUUUGCACGUUCUCCUCCGUGACCAUGUGGGUUUCCUCUCAGUGCUCCAGUUCCACAUGCUAAGGACAUGGGUUUGGUAGAUUAAUUAGUUUAGCAGAUUAAUUGGCCACUGUGUGUAGGCGAGUUUUAGAAUCUGGGGAGGUUGAUGAGAGUGUGGGGAGAAUAAAAUGGGUUUCGUUCUUAACUUUGGUACAGUUUGUACUUUGUGCCAUUAGUCCUGAGCGCUUUUUUUUCUCAUUUGGUUGCAAGGUGGUGACCACAGAACAAUAGUGCAGUUUAAAAGCAGUCUAUGUGGCUAGAGGGUCUCUCGUGAUCUGCCUGAGGUUAUUCUCUGUGCAUUUGCCUCUGUUGCCUUGCCAUUAGUCUUUCCACUACUUCUCCUCUACAUUCCCAUCUUCCUGUACUUAGGCCGUACACGUUCACAUUCAGAUGAGUUCGUGUGUCCUUAUCGUUAGGUCAGAUCUUUGUGUUUGAAAUGAUGAAAGAACUCUACGGGACUCCAUCAAACUUCUUCUUGGUAAGGAAACCUAGAGCAGUAAUUGAACAAUCCAGAAUUGGGCCAAUGAGGCCUGAAGUGCAGAUAUAUCUUAUCCACUAAAAGGGCAGUGAAAAUCCAAAACACGCUUCUAAGAAGAUGUGGACAUCAGCAUCACUGGCCGGUUCCAGUAGGGGGCUUGUCAGUGGCACAGCUGUUAGUGCUGCUGCCUUCUAGCCUCAGGGGCCUGGGUUCGAUCUUGACAAUGGGUGCUGUCCAUGUGGUGUUUGCAGCUGGGUUAAUUGGCCAGUGUAAAUUACCUUUGGUAUUGCAAAAUAAACCAAAGGAGAUGGUGGGUAUGUGAAAGGAAGCAAGUUUCAGGAGUAUAAUCAUCUAAGGAGAAGAGGGAAUGGGAAUAAUGGGAUUACAUUCUUGGGAGCAGGGAUACAUUCAAUGGCCUCCUGUAUCAUUAUCAAUAGAUAAUAAUCAUAAGUAAUGUAAUUAGAGUUGAGAUGUUAAUCAACUUUGAUCCAACUUGAGAGACCACAUGGUCACCUUCUGUUCUUGUAAUCAUUUCUUCGGGUUACACAUAUUAUAAUGAACCAUAAAUCAAUUGUUCAACUUUGGGCAAAGUAAAGACAGCGUGCAAAGCGGGGGCACGGUGCUGAAUAAAUGAUUCCUGGAGAAACUGGAGUAAGUUUUCUUCAACCACUGCACAACAGCACCUCGAGCACAGUCCGUGGUGUGAAGCUUAUACGGGAGAUCGGAGUCGUUUCGGUGAAGAAGAGCGGGGAAGAAGUGGCAGAAAAAGCAAUGGGUACUUUGCCUUCUUGGCUGGGGCAGGGGAAGGGGAUGGGGAGGCUUGUUACCUACCCAAAGCUCUGCUUUCUGAGUCUCAGUCACAUUUCUUUGACUAAAUACUCUCUUCAUUCUCUUAAAGCCAUUCUGAAUGCAUUUGACCUUUUGAUAUCAACAUGUUUCCAAAGGUACUAAUGUAAAAAUAAUAUUUUUAUACUUUGAUCCAUUAAUUUCAAAAGUUGUGUGACAUUUAAAAUAUUGAUUUUGGACCUUAAUGAUAGAACUCAUUGAGGGUAUCAAAGAAUCCAAGGAGCUUCACUUUUUAAAAUGUGGUAUUCGAAUGGUUUUAAUUUCAAUAACUUGCAUGAACUGUAAAAUAGUGGGGAGCAAUGGAAAUGUAUCAAAUGGUUGUUAUGAAGCCUUUGUAAUUGGUGUUAUUUGUAUGGCCUUUGCAAAAAGAGAGGUAAAGGUCUUAAUUAGCUCUGACUGGAUGAUGUCUUUGUACCUCUUAAACUAAUAAAACGUAUCUUUUUCAAUGGUCAGUGAACGGGACACGCGGAUGGUAUGUUGCAUCCCAGAUGCCAGGGUCAGGAUGUCUCCACAUUUUGGAGAGGAAGGGAGAGAAGCCAAAUGCCUUGGUACAUAUUGGUACCAAUGACAUAGGAAGAAAAAGUAAUGAGGUCCUGAAAAGAGAAUUUAGAGAAAGCUGAGAAGCAGGACCUCCCAGGUAGUAAUUUCUGGAAAGCUGUCUGUGCCACGUGCCAAUGAGGGUAGAAACAGGAUAAAUGUGUGGCUGAGAAGCUGGUAUAGAGGGCAGGGCUUGAGGUUCCUGGAUCAUUGGGAUCUCUUCUGGGGGAGGUAUGACC